GAUAUGGCUAUACUGCCACGUGACAGUAAAAUGGUGCUAAGGACAAUGGCACUGGGGACGCUAGUCCUGGCGGUAGUGUUCGGCGCGGGCGGUAUGGUUGCCGGUGAGCUGGUGACAACCUACGACCAGAAGGCUUACCAGUGUUGCCAAGAAUCGUAUGUAGUGGACGGCAAGCAGCAGCGGUGUGUCCGCACCGAUGGUAAUUACACAACCGAUAUGCACCUCAACUGUACUCACAGCUACAUGAUCUACCGGGAGAUCGAGCAGGAGGUGUACGUGGAUGAGUCUGGGAGUUUGGUUGAUGGAGAGUACCGUAUCCAGCGCAGCGACUACUGUGUAGCCCACACCCCAGACGGGGACGGCACGCAACCGGUCUUUGUGGUGUGCUUUAAUAUGGCCAACAUGGAGACGAUUACUACAAUGCUCAUCAGCAAAGGCAUCAUGAUGCUGAUCUCCGUCUUCUUUCUGCUAGUCACACUGUACAUCUACUACACCAUCCCGGAUCUGCGGGAAACGCAGGACAAAGUGACGUCGGCAGCCGUCGCCAGUCUAGCGGUGUUUAUGUUCCUGCUCAGCCUGGUCCAGCUGUGGGUGACGCUAACGCAUACCGCCUUCUGCACGGUCAUAGCGUUCCUGAUGUACUUCUUCCUCAUCAGCUAUUUCGCCUGGUUGAACAUGGUCAUGGCGAACGUAUGGAAAUUGACAGUUGCACGUCGAUGGAAGAUCAGAGAACGAUCCUGGUACAUCCUGAACCAUAUCUACGCCACCACGGUAGCAGUGACGUUAACGACCAUGGUCUACAUUUAUCACAGCCGGUAUCCGACCCUUGGCGAAAUCUCCUGCUGGUUCCGAACCGAACGGGAACAGUCCUACUUCGUCUAUCUACCGCUGAGCGUGAUGCUGAGCAUCAACAUUUUCCUGUUCGUUUGGACGAGCCUUCAUCUGCAUGCGAGCGGAGACGACAUUAGCCCCGACCGGAAGAAAUCGCUCCGGUACAAGUGCAUGCUGUACUUGAAGCUGUUCCUACUGUCCGGCCUGAUCUGGGUGUUUGAGAUUUUAUCGUUCCACAUGAGCGAAGGUUUGGUGCCACAGUCCUGGUUUUGGAUUAUCGUCGAUGCCGUCAACUGCCUGCACGGGGUGCUCAUCUUCUUCGUAUUGAUCGUGUGGCGACAGCGCAUUAAACGCGAGCUGGCCAACCGGCGGUUGUUCUGUUUCCGUGCACCGGCACGCUGGGCCGAGCUGAAAGACGACGAACAGGAGCAUCUGCACGAUGAAGGUCGCGAUACGGGGAAGUAUGAUCUUAUCAUCAAGUAAACAGAACCUUACGAAAUAACGCAAACUCCAUCGAAACACCGUUGGACCCAUAUCGUGGAGACACCUGCCAUCUGGCAGCAAAGUGUUGAGCACGUACGCACUUACCAUCAUCGGUGACCUCAUUCAUAAUCGG
This is a messenger RNA of Anopheles maculipalpis, 1447 nucleotides long. RefSeq names its product probable G-protein coupled receptor Mth-like 11. Gene Ontology annotation, biological process: G protein-coupled receptor signaling pathway; cell surface receptor signaling pathway. The transcript is spliced from 6 exons. Gene Ontology annotation, molecular function: G protein-coupled receptor activity. The record is from RefSeq and is a predicted model, not a curated record. Bases 4 to 1314 code for a protein of 436 amino acids. NCBI's taxonomy places the organism in Eukaryota, Metazoa, Arthropoda, Insecta, Diptera, Culicidae. Gene Ontology annotation, cellular component: membrane.